Moneuplotes crassus is the source of this 1003-nucleotide messenger RNA. The record is from the annotation of a GenBank genome assembly. Lineage: Eukaryota; Ciliophora; Spirotrichea; Euplotida; Euplotidae.
AUGAAACAGCAAAGCAAACUUAUUUAUACAUGUAAUCCUAACCAUGCAACAAAUUUUUCAAGAAAAAUCUACCACAGCUCAAAGAGAGAUAGUAACCCAAAGAUAGUGGAACUAGAAACCGACCAGAUUGCUCUUAAAAAUCAGAAAGAGGAAGUCCAACAGAAAAGCGAACAGAAAGCUGAAGCCAGCUAUCCAUUCAUGGAUGACGACAAUUUCACUUCGAUGUUCAAUAAAUGGGAAAGUGCACAGAAGAAAUCAUGGAGAAGAGCUUCAAGAGGAAGGAAGCAUACUCUUGAGCCUGUCAAAAGAAAUACUGAUAUCAAGAAGAAUAAUAAAGUUUCUUCGAAGAACAGAUUCUUACAAGAUUUUAUUACCCAAAAUAGACAUGAAAAAAUUCAAAAGAAUGGCAAAAAUGCUGCUUUAGAGUCAAAAAGAAAGAUCAUCAGAAAAAGUAAGGUCAGGGUUGUCCCUGGUAUGAAGAACAAGAAAAAAUCCUGCGUCCAGCUCAUGUCGACCUUAAAGUCAAAAAUUAACAAAGCUUUUAACGCACUUGCUGAAGAAUCUGCUGGCGGAGAUAAUUCAACCCAGGAUUCGGCAAGAAGAGGUUAUUCUAACAUCCGUCCUUAUCAGAAGAGUACUGCUAGGCAACUGUUGCCUGAACUGAAGAACACCAGUAACAAUAGUAUUAGAAGUGCCAGUAAGGAUGAAAGAUCAGAUAGGCUUAAUAGCCAGAAUCCUACUAAUAAGCCAGUCGGGCUCAUAAGGUCUUCUAAAGAUGUUGUUAACAUUCCUCCACUGAUGCAGGGUAAGACAGCUAAAAAGGGUUCAAAAUCCCGGGGUGCUUUUUCAAACGGUACCAUUCUAAACAAGAGAGCUGCUCUCCAGCAAGACUUUAUGAUGUCUAAGAAGAGAGGUUUAAUCAGAAUGGAGAAGUCUAGGCUUUACGGUUACUAAGACAUCUGAAGCACACGUUGCUUUUUCAGGCUGAUCUUAAAAAAAGUGU